UGCUCCCUGUUGCCCUGGUUACGCCGAGGCACGUGUGCAGUCCCGGAAGCGGCUCCGGGAAGCUGCCCAGCGCGCGCAGCCGGAGGAAGCGCAGCCCGGUCCGUUGGGGUCGGCUCCGGCUGGGCCAUGGAGCUGUUGCCUGAGCCCGCGCCCCGACCCGGGCCCCGCUGUGUUCUGCUUCUCUCCCUGCCACUGUUGCUGCUGCUGCUGCUGGCCCCGGAGCUGGGCCCCAGCCACGCGCACGCCGAGGAGACCGACUGGGUUCGACUCCCCAGCAAAUGCGAAGUGUGUAAGUAUGUCGCCGUGGAGCUGAAGUCAGCUUUUGAGGAGACUGGCAAGACCAAGGAGGUGAUCGACACAGGCUAUGGCAUCCUGGAUCGGAAGGCUUCCGGAGUCAAAUACACCAAGUCCAUUUCAGAGCCCCCAGACCAGAUGACCUAUCUUCCUUCCAGCUCUGACUUCCCUUUGGUGAGAUGCGCAGGAGCUCAGUCCCUCUCGUGCUGCUGUCUCUGCAGGGACUUACGGUUAAUCGAAGUCACUGAGACCAUCUGCAAGAGGCUCCUGGACUACAGCCUGCACAAGGAGAGGAGCGGCAGCAACCGGUUUGCCAAGGGCAUGUCUGAGACCUUCGAGACACUGCACAACCUGGUCCACAAAGGGGUCAAGGUGGUGAUGGAUAUCCCCUACGAGCUGUGGAACGAGACCUCUGCGGAGGUGGCUGACCUCAAGAAGCAGUGCGACGUGCUGGUGGAAGAGUUCGAGGAGGUGAUCGAGGACUGGUACAGGAACCACCAGGAGGAAGACCUGACUCAGUUCCUCUGCGCCAAUCACGUGCUAAAGGGCAAGGACACCAGUUGCCUGGCAGAGCGGUGGUCCGGUAAGAAGGGGGACACAGCCGCCCUGGGAGGGAAGAAGUCUAAAAAGAAGAGCAGCAGGGUUAAGGCCUCAGGCGGCGGCAGCAAACAGAGGAAGGAGCUAGGUGGCCUGGAGGAAGACCGCAGCCCCGAGGAGGAUGAGGGCAUCCAGAAGGCGUCUCCUCUCACACACAGCCCCCCGGAUGAACUUUGAGCCUAACCCAGUGCCCCCUGUCCCGAGAUCCUGACCUGGGGGCUAAAGAAUCUGGGACCCCGCUCUGGCAGGCAGACAGCUGUCCUGCUCCAGGUCCUCCGUGCCAGGCGGCUUGCUGCCAGCAGAGACACGGGGCCAGGGAAGAACUCGCCUCCUCCCUCCGCCCAGCAGCUCUCCUGACCCCGGCUUCGGGCAGGCCGUGCCAUUUCCCGCCUGCCAAGGACUCCAGUGUGAGCUCAGGAGGGGCAGGUGUGGGGCCCAUGGGGAGGGCACCCCAGCCUUCACCUCCCCUUACUCCUCCCCAACGGGGAAGCAAGACUACAGCCCAGCCCACCCCUGCUGACCCCCUCCUGUGGACACCUGGCGCUCUGCCGGGCCCUCCCCAGGGCUCACAGAGUAAAAACCUUUUGGCCUUUUUUGUUCCAAAUUUUGAGUACCCUUCAGCUCCUCAGAGGGGCCUGGAGCCCCUGUUGCUCUUCCUUGCCCCUCACCUUCCAGCCUUGGGGGCUGAGGAUGAAGAGGCAGUUCCCAGCCUCCCAUUACUGAGGCUGGCCAGCCUGCUCUGGGGACCAGCAAGCGCAAGGACGGCCCGGGUUGUUUUGGAGUGAGGCCCCACACAGGGCUUUGGCCCUGCCCCUCAGCUGCCUUUGGACUCCCUGAGCUCCCCAGGCCAGGAGGGGCCUCACCUGUGCCCUGGGCACCUGGCUGCCCUCUGUCCUCUCCUCUCUCCCCAAGGCCUUCCCAUCUGUUGUGUAAACUGUUUGCUGAUGACCCCACCAGAUCCGCCCCUCCUUCCCAUCUCCAUCUGCCCUACUUGUUGGUCUUGAACCUUGUUCCCUGAUGACCACAACUUACAGCUCUGCUCUUUCUAAUUGUUGUGCCCAGAGGGGAGGACACCCCAGUCCCCCAAUAGCCGGUUACACCAUGUUCUCUGGGAGCAGGGGAGGAACAGGAAGGCUGGCCUCUAGGGAGAAGUCACGGGAGGCCCAGGCACCUCCCCGUUCUGCCCCGAGGGCAGGGAUCGGGUGCUCAGCAGCGGUAGUAAUGACAACUGCACACGCUCCCCUCCCGGUGCUUUAACCUGAACCCUUACAAGUCCCAUGGGGUGGGUGCCAUUAGCCUCAUCUUGCGGUAGAAGACAAACUGGCUCAAAUGAAUUGACGUGCCCAGAGUCCUGCUGCUAGUAAGUGUACAGGGGCACUCAGACUCUGGAUCCAUUGUGUUUCCGCUGCCCCAUGGCUGGCAGCUCCUUCCCCCAGCAUCUGGCACUGUCAGCAUGAUCCACAUUGAACUGGUUUGGUUUCUUAGCUGUAGCUCCACCCCUACCAGCAAACUUCUUUUCAAAGUAAAGGAGGAAGGAGCUAGGGCUUCUUAGAAGGAGACAGUGGCAGAAGUUCCCGCCAGCGGUGCCCCUGCCCAGCCCCCUGUGAACACCCCCACAGACCCCUUCAUGCUUCUGGCCUGGUCUGGUGGUUAGGGCGAGAUGCCCUGCUGGAGCACCCCAGACUCCGGCUCCAGUGAAAUGCCCCAAGGUCCAAACUAACUGGGGGCGAAGGCCUCCUUCUCUCCUGAGGUGGGACAGCCAAGGCCAGAGAGGGUGGAGCAAACUUAAAACCUUUUUCCUCUGAUUGAUGAGGCUUCCAAGAGGUCUUUGGAGGAUGAUACUUUUUCGGUUUAGUCCCCCUGCCCCCACCCAUCUCUAGGACUGGCACUGCCCCCUUUUGAAGGCGCUGUGGGCAGUGAGAUUCCAAUUGAGACUCAGGUCCCACCCUGGGCUCUGUUUGGGGGCUGGAGCUCAGGUAUGGGGAACCAUUUGCAGCCCCCCGUACGGUCUAGGAUUUCGUGGCUAGUCUCUGAUCCUCCCCCUUCUGUUACUAACCCACAACACUUCGGUGCCUGGCUUACGUCUGUCCCCAGAGCUUCAUUGGUCCUUAAAGUGGGACAGGACAAAGACCUAUCCCUUUGCUGGGGUGUGGGCCCAGUGGCCCAAUCCAGGUCCGGUCCCAGACCAGAGGGCAGACAGCACUGUGACUGCUUUGCUCUUUGACCUGUGGCUGCUGCAGGUCUAGCGCCUUCCUCCCCCUACCCCCCACAAGGGCCAGGCAGGUUGCGCAGGCACUAGCUCUCCACCCACCUACCCCAGCAGGCAGCCUCUCUCGCCUGGCCCAGCCUAGAAGAGCCAGAGGCAAGAUCCAGCUUCCCAGGGUUUUUUCCUCUCUGCACCACACAUACAGGCCUUUCUGAACCUGAGUAUUGCCUCCCACUUUCCCACACCCCCUCUCUCCCUAAGGGGAGGGGAAUGGCUGAGUUGCGGUUAAUCAGAUUCUAGUCCCCUUAUUAGAAAUCCUGUUAGAGCAGGGCUUCUUGAACUCAUUUGAACAUGAGUGUCACAUGGCACGCUUGUUAGAUGUCUGGGCCCACCUCAGAUUUGCCGGCUUAGGGACCUAGGAGUCUGCUUGUUUAACAAAGCUCUCAUGGUUCCUCAAAUGAGGAACCCACUACCGCAGGAGAAACACAGGCUGUUGGGCUAAGAGGGGGUAGGACCUCCAUGGAGUCAAUGUCAGGGUCUGGUCUUCAGGCACACGACAAGUCAGAACUCCAGAGAGGAUCUGUCUGUGCCAGAAACUUCCAUCGUCCAGAGCCGCAAAGGCUGAUGAACCAACCAGAAAGCUGAUUCCUUACACAGGCCCUGGUAGUGACGUCUCAGGGCUUGGGGCUCUAGUCUGGGCAGCUGUAUGGGGACUCUGUAUUCAUUUUAUUUAUUUACUUAAUUUUUAGAGAGGGAGAGGAUCUUAAGCGGGCUCUACACCCAGCGCAGAGCCCACCAUGGGGCUCGAUCCCACAACCCUGAGAUCAUGACCUGAGUGGAAAGCUUAACCAAGGGAGCCACCCAGGCGCUCCCCUGUAUUCAUUUUAAAGGGCAAUUUCUAGAAAGCAGCUUCCUCUGUGCCCCAGUUCCUGGAUGCUAUUCCCACGCAGCGUCUUUUUUUGCAAGUUAGAAGAUGGCACUCUUCACACCUUUGACUUCCAUCUGCCAGAAAGCCGGUUUAAGACGCAAGUUUUGCGACAGUAAGACGCUUGGCCGCCAGCACGGACUAGCACACUGACGGAGCCGCGCGCUAGGCGGCGGGACCGGCGGGCGCGAGGUCCGGCCCCGCAGCGCCGCAUCCCCUCGGGUCACACGCCAGAGCGAGAUGUCUGGGUUGGUUUGUUUGGUCUUGCAGCCUGUCUUCGUGCGACAGACGCAGGGCCCGCACCUCACUGGUGUCGAGGAGGGCUCCGUGGGCUGGGCCCAGCCGCAGAGGCAGCCGAACCCCCCGGGGCACCCCGGUGGCCGAGGCUGCCCCAGUGCGGAGAGUCGCAGCCCCGCUGGACUCGGAGUGCGGACUGUGGCAGGCCCAGCUCUCCGCGCCUCACCUAAGGUUCUGCCGCGGCGGCGGCCAGAAGCCCGGGAUUCCCCAAAACCGCUGAACUGGAACACACGGCCAGGAAGGCGUCGCGAAGUGCACGGCUCGCUGGGUUCUUACCGACUGAACGGCCGAGUCACCAGCACCCCAGCUCCUGGGAAACACGAUUACCGUCGCCC
Messenger RNA from Ailuropoda melanoleuca (giant panda), 4654 nucleotides. RefSeq names its product canopy FGF signaling regulator 3 (gene CNPY3). The transcript has 7 exons. Lineage: Eukaryota; Metazoa; Chordata; Mammalia; Carnivora; Ursidae. Bases 127 to 1068 code for a protein of 313 amino acids. The record is from RefSeq and is a predicted model, not a curated record.